CUGGCUGGAAGCCUGUCUGGGUGAGGAGCUGCCCCCUCCCCUGGAGCUGGAGGAGACCCUCCGCAACGGGGUGGUCCUGGCCAAGCUGGGCCACUGCUUUGCCCCCUCUGUGGUCCCCCUGAAGAAGAUCUAUGACCACGAGCAGACCCGGUACAAGGCAGCCGGGCUUCACUUUCGGCACACGGACAAUAUCAACUACUGGCGUGAUGCCAUGAGCCACGUGGGGCUGCCCUUGAUCUUCCACCCGGAGACCACUGACAUCUAUGACAAGAAGAACAUGCCCCGGGUGGUUUAUUGCAUCCACGCCCUCAGCUUGUACCUCUUCAAGCUGGGCUUGGCUCCUCAGAUCCAGGACUUGUAUGGGAAAGUGGACUUCACAGAGGAGGAGAUCAACAACAUGAAGAAGGAGCUGGAGAAGUACGGGCUGCAGAUUCCUGCCUUCAGCAAGAUCGGGGGCAUCUUGGCCAACGAGCUCUCGGUGGACGAAGCAGCAGUCCACGCUGCUGUGCUGGCCAUCAACCAGGCUGUGGAUGAGGGGGUGGUGGCCCAGACCAUGGUGGCCCUCAGCAACCCCAGUGCCCUGCUCCUCAACCUGCGCCAGGGGCUGGCGGGCGCCUACCAGGAGAUGCUCCACCAGGCAAAGCUGGAGAAGGGCAGCAAUGCCAGGAACAGGGUGAUCCCUGAAGGACAGGACAUCUACGACCAGUGUCUGACCCAGGCUGAGAUCCAAGAGAACAUCAACAAAGCGAAUGUGCACGGAGCCCUGGAGGAGGUGGAUGAUGCCCUGGAGAACCAGGACACCCUGGCCCUGUCCCGAGCUCUGCAGGACCCUGUCCUGGCCCUGCCCGGCCUCUGGAGGGACAACCUUGACCUCUACUUGGAGCAGCUGAGCCUGGACCGGGAGCAGAAGGCGCUGGACCUGGGCUACGUGGAGCUGCUGGAGCAGGAGGAGCUGGAGGCUGGGAUCCUCCUGGCCAACAGGAAGGCUGAGGAGCAGCGACGCAUGCUGAGGGCUGUGGGCAGGAUCAACGCUGCCAUCCGGCAGGGAAUUCCCGAGGACACCUUGGAAGCUCUGAGGGACCCCCCGGCCCAGCUGCCCCCCCCCGGCCCCCGCGCCGGUGCUGCAGAGGCAGCCCCCCCAGAGGGACCUGGACAGGCUGGGGAGGUGGGACCUGUGGAGCACAUGGAGUUCAACAAGGUCCUGCAUAGGGGCCGGGGCAAUCCUAAGCACAAAGCCAGGCUGGGUGAGCUGGUGCAGGAGGAGGUGUUUGUGGCCGUGGAGAUGCUCUCAGCUGUGGCCCUGGUGAACCAGGCAGUGGAUGCUGGGGACCCCCAGGGGCUGUGGAGCAGCCUGGUCAGCCCUGCCCUGGGCCUCUCGGGCCUGGAGGAGGUGAAUUCAGAGCGGUAUUUUGAGGACUUGGUGCAGCUGAAAGGCCAAUCCAGGGAAGCAGGAGUUGAGUUCCUGACCUGGAGUGACAUUCAGGACAGUGUGAACGGCACCAAUUCAUCCAUGCAGGAGGAAAACCAGCGUGCCUUGGCUGUGCAGCUGAUCAACGAGGCCGUGGGGCAGCGGGACCCCCAGCAGACCCUGGCAGCCCUGCUGCUCCCCGGGGCUGCCCUUUUCCAACUGCUUGACCAUCUCUCCCAGAUCCAAGCAGGGGUGAGGAUGUGGCUGGUCCGGAGAAGGUACCAGGAGAGGCUGAGCUACUUCAGGCAGAACGUUGAGGCUGUGGUUACCAUCCAGGCUUUUGUGCGAGGGACCAAGGCCCGUGGGGACUACAGGGCGUUGGUCCAUGCCAGGAACCCACCGCUCAGCAUCGUCCGGCGCUUUGCCCACCUGCUGGAGCAGAGCCAGCACGACUUCUGGGAGGAGGCUGAGGUGCUGAAGCUGCAGGAGGAGGUGGUGAAGAGGAUCCGUGCCCACCGGCAGCUGGAGAGUGACCUGGACCUCAUGGACAUCAAGAUUGGGCUGCUGGUCAAGAACAGGAUCACCCUGCAGGAGGUGGUGUCCCACUGCAAGAAGCUGACCAAGAAGAACAAGGAGCAGCUCUCAGAGAUGAUGUCCAUCGACAAGCAGAAGGGGCUCAAGUCUCUCAGCAAGGAGAAGAGGCAGAAGCUGGAGGCCUAUCAGCACCUCUUCUACCUGCUGCAGACCCAGCCCGUCUACUUGGCCAGGCUGAUCUUCCAGAUGCCCCAGAACAAGUCCACCAAGUUCAUGGAGUCUGUGAUCUUCACACUUUACAACUAUGCAUCCAACCCCCGGGAGGCUUUUCUGCUGCUCCAGCUCUUCAAAGCUGCCCUGCAGGAGGAGAUCAGGUCCAAGGUGGACCAUGUCCACGACAUCCUGACAGGGAAUGCCAAGGUGAUCCAGCUGGUGGUCACCUUCUACCGGAGGGCGCGGGGGCAGAACGCCCUGCGGCAGAUCCUGGGGGGCCCCGUGGAGCAGGUCCUGCAGGACAGGACCCUCAGCAUCCGCACCGACCCCGUGGACAUCUACAAAGCCUGGGUCAACCAGAGCGAGUCACAGAGCGGGCAGAGGAGUGAGCUCCCCUAUGAGGUCAGCCCCGAGCAGGCCCUCAGCCACCCUGAGGUGCAAAGGAGGUUGGAUAUUUCCAUCCGGAACCUCCUUGUGAUGACUGACAAGUUUGUCUCUGCCAUCACCUCUUCCGUGGACAAGAUCCCCUAUGGGAUGCGCUACGUGGCCAAAAUCCUGAGGACGUCCUUGGCUGAGAAGUUCCCCAAGGCCCCGGAGGAGGAGAUCGACAAGAUCGUGGGGAACCUGCUCUACUACCGCUUCAUGAACCCAGCAGUGGUGGCCCCUGAUGGCUUUGACAUUGUGGACAUCUCAGCUGGGGUGACCCUGCACCCCGACCAGCGCCGCAGCCUGGGCUCCAUCGCCAAGGUGCUGCAGCACCUGGCCACCCACAGGGCCUUGGAUGGGGAGAACACCCACCUCUGUGGGGUCAACUCCUACCUGGAGAACACCUACCACAAGUUCAGGAAGUUCAUCUCUGCUGCCUGCUGUGUCCCAGAGCCAGAAGAGAGGUUUAACAUAGAUAAGUACUCGGAGCUGGUGACAGUGGCCAAACCUGUCAUCUACAUCACGGUGGGGGAGCUCAUCAACACCCACAAGCUCCUCCUGGAGCACCAGGACUCCAUUGCACCACACCAUGGAGAUCCCCUGCAUGAGCUUCUGGAGGAUCUUGAGGAGGUUCCUAUGGUCCAGUCCCUUGUUGGGGAGAACAUUCCCAACACAGUGGACACCAGUGCUGACCAGCUCAGCAAACUGGAGAUCUCCCUCACCCUCACCAGCAAACUGGUGCCAGCAGCCAGCAGUGAGGAGAGUGACACGAGGAGCUUGUUGCUGAGCACCAAGCAGAUGCUGGUGGAUGUGAUCCAGUCCCAGCCAGGAGAUUCCCUCCAGGAGAUCCUGUGGACACCAGCCUCCCAGCACGAGGAAGCCUCCCACCAGCAGCUGCUGGGCAGGCAGGCCCUGUGGGAUGCCCAGAGCCCUGCCCAGCUGAGGGACAACCCCUCCCUGGCUGCCACCAGGCACCUCUCCCUGGAGGAGAAGAAGCGCAAGAUCAUCCGCAACCUGCGGCGCCUGGAGAGCCUGGGGCUGGUGGCCUCUGCCCACCACUACCAGGAGCUGAUCAACCAGCUGGCCAAGGACAUCCGGGAGCAGCGGCGCCACCGGCAGCAGCGCCGGGGGGAGCUCCUGAAGCUGAGGGAGACCCUGGAGGGCCUCAACACCAAGACCUUGUUCUAUGAGGAGCAAAUUGAUUAUUACAACCAGUACAUCAAGACCUGCCUCGACAACCUGGCAGCCAGCAACAGGGUCAGUGGGAAGGCCAAGAAGCUGCAGCCCCUGCACUACACAGCAGCCCAGCUGCUGGAGAAGGGGGUGCUGCUGGAGAUUGAGGACCUGCCCCACAGCCAGUUCAAGAACGUGAUCUUUGACAUCAGCCCCUGCCAGGACCCAGGCAGGUUCCAGGUGACAGCCAAGUUCCUGGGCAUUGACAUGGAGCACUUCCAGCUGCACUACCAGGACCUGCUGCAGCUGCAGUACGAGGGCGUUGCUGUCAUGAAGAUGUUCAACAAGGCCAAGGUCAACGUCAACCUGCUCAUUUUCCUCCUCAACAAGAAGUUCUUCAAGAAGUAA
This is a messenger RNA of Chaetura pelagica (chimney swift), 4162 nucleotides long. Its product is annotated as ras GTPase-activating-like protein IQGAP3. Gene Ontology annotation, biological process: regulation of GTPase activity; regulation of actin cytoskeleton organization. The record is from RefSeq and is a predicted model, not a curated record. Gene Ontology annotation, molecular function: GTPase activator activity; actin filament binding; calmodulin binding. The transcript has 32 exons. The annotation marks the transcript as partial. Gene Ontology annotation, cellular component: cytoplasm. Lineage: Eukaryota; Metazoa; Chordata; Aves; Apodiformes; Apodidae.